AAGCCGCGCUGUGAUUGGCUGACGACGCCCGUCAAUCAAAGCAGGCGCCGCGUCUCAUUGGUCAAAGACUAGCCGUCGUCUCUGACUCUCGCGGUACUGCUGCACGAAGAUGGCGGCCGAACUGGUGGAAGCGAUGAACAUGGUCAAAAGUUUCCGGGUCUCAGACCUGCAGACGCUGCUGGCCUCCAUGGGCCGCAGCAAAAGUGGGCUGAAACAGGACCUAGUGGGGCGUGCGCUGAGGCUAGUGCAGACCGAGUACAGCCCAGAGCUUCUGAAGAACGUCAGGCAGCUCUACGAGUCGCGCUUCCCCAAAACAUCUGGCUGGCUUGCGGCGCGCCGUCCAGAGGGCGUCCCAGUUGCCUACUCAUCCCUCAGCUCCUCCCCCACUGCCACCUCUCAGGGCGCAGACUACCUCAACGGCAUUUCCAAACCAAUCCCCACUCCUGCAGCAGAGGUCAAGCUGGUGCCACUGCCCUUCUACCAAACUUUGGAGACACUGUUGCCACCAACAGAGCUAAUCGCCCAGAACAAUGAGAAACUGCAGGACAGUCAGUGCAUAUUUGAAUUAACACCGAACCAAGCAGACCAGAUCAGAAACGCGAGUGAGCUUCGUCCAGGAAUGAGAUCGAUCCAAGUGGUUCUUAGAAUCUGUUACACAGACUCCAUUGGUGUCCAGGAGGACCAGUAUCCUCCCAACAUUGCUGUCAAAGUCAACCAGUCCUACUGUCAUGUGCCGGGCUAUUACCCCUCUAAUAAGCCUGGUGUGGAGCCCCGUCGUCCUUGUCGUCCUGUAAACAUCACUCCCUGGUUGCAUCUCUCCAAUGCCACCAACAGAGUCACCGUCACCUGGGGAAACUUUGGCAAGCGGUACUCUGUGGCGGUGUAUUUAGUGAGGGUUUUCACUGCAGCAGACCUCUUCAGCCAACUCAAACUCUGCUCUGUUGAGAGUGCAGAACGCUGUCGUGAACGCAUCCAAGACAAACUACGCUUUGACCCAGAGAGUGAAAUUGCGACCACAGGCCUCCGGGUUUCUCUCAUCUGUCCAUUGGUGAAGAUGCGGCUCGGUGUUCCAUGUCGAGUUUUAACUUGUGCCCAUCUUCAGUGUUUCGACGCAGUCUUCUUCCUGCAGAUGAACGAGAAGAAGCCCACAUGGACUUGCCCCGUCUGUGACAAGCCCGCUCCCUUUGAGCUGCUCACUAUUGAUGGGCUAAUGUCUGAGAUUCUGACAGAGACGAGUGAGGACAUCGAGGAGAUUGAGUACUUAACCGACGGCUCCUGGCGACCCAUCAGAGAUGAAAAGGAGAGGGACCGGGAAAGAGAACGCAGCAACACGCCAGAGUAUCCUGUUGUUGAUAUAUGCAUUCCUGAGGCAAACGGUCAUUCACCGGCCCACAGCAGCACCAGCCUGACGGGCAAAUCUGGAAGCGGUUCUGUAGGUAUGGCGGGAGGAGCUGCCUCGGCACCGGGAGGAGGUGCGGUGGUAGAUCUGACUCUUGACUCCUCCUCUGAGGAGGAAGGGGGCGGGGCAGGAGGAGACAGUGAGGACACUGAGGACAGCGCCGACAGUCCUGCCCCGAAAAGGGGCCGAUACAACUACGACAAGGACCUGGUCACUGCCUACUGACCCCACAGCUCUGUCCCCUCAUAGACUGACACACACACAGAGACAGAGAGGCAGGGGGCUGAGAGGACAGGAACACAGUAAUCCACUAGAUGCAACUACCCUCCCUUACGCCCAGACGUCGGAGCCUUUUAGCAGCUCUGGUUUAUAUCCAGUCAAAAUAAACACACUCAAACAUGCACUGUUCAUGAAUCUUCAAUCUAGAGUGAUUAGGAUUCCUCUUUGUACUGUACACCACUGGAAGCAACUCUUUUUGGCCAACCGUCACCUUGCAGUGAAUACCUGUACCGUCCUGCCUCUACUCAGAAUGGACUGAAUGGAUCGUGCACCCAACCACCACCACCACCACCCCUCCUUCCUCCUCUCUCUCCAGACUAUUCCCUCUCUACCACCCCACCUCUCUUUGUAUUUGACUUGGAAUUACAGGCUCUUUUAGCCGUGGGCGUUCGACGUGUGCGUCUCUGAUUUUUUGUCACACUUGUGAUGAACAGGCAAGUUGGAAAAUGGAGGCUCCUCAGUAGUUUUUGGUAAAAGAUCAAAAAAACAACUACAUGGAAAAUUUUUGGGGAGGACAAGGCCGAGACAUCUGGAGUGUGAUGCAAAUUUAAAACUCUCCCAUCGUGUUUAUUUCUUUGUUCAGAGAAUGAAUUAAAAGCUUGAAAGGGUUUUUUCAGGAAUUUAUCCUUUUUAAUUACAAAAGGGCAGAACACAGUACUGGCCUCAAUGUGUGACGCUUUCCAUUUUUAUUUUGUCCUUAGCUAAAGAGAACCUACCUCAGUCAUAAAAACUUAGCAGACUGACCAGAGAGUAGCUUAGAAAGAAGUGGAGGACAGAAGAAUUGAGUCUUUCUGAAGCCAAUUUUACACUGGAGAUUAUGUUUUCCUGCAUUAAUUCUGUUUGUUUUAUUUUUUUUUGAAUUCCAUCGUUCCAUGCAGCUCUGUCCCCUCAGCAGCAACAAAAUCUUUGUUAAAGGGCGAGAUAGUUUGUAAAAAAAAAAAAAAAAAAAGUUGUCGGUGGACUCUGUAAAACAUAACUGCAGUUAUUACGCUGUAACAUGAUUUAGUAGGAGUGAUAUAUCAGCAUUGCAUAUUGGCGUAGCUCAUCGAAAUUACUGUGCGGCAGCUGUUGCCAAAGCAGAUCUAUUUUAAGAAUUCACUGACAGGAAAUGGUUGUGAAUGGUUCGGUGCCUUUUUCGUUAAGUGGUGAAGAUCGGAGCCCGUUGUUUUACGGCUAGCUGAGCUGGCCAGCAGAUGAGAUCCCAGUCUGAGAGGGGGGGGGGGUGUAUUUCAUUAAGGAUUAGAUGUUUUUCCAGUUGGAGAAAUUGACAAAGAAGAAGAAUCUGGUAAAGGACAGUUAAUGGAAUAGGUAUCAGAAGUGCUGUCAUUCCUUUUCCCCCCCACUCCUCUGAAAGUAUCAUAUUUAUUUAAUUGCUUCACAUUUUCUUAACAGUUGUUUGCAGAAAGCAGGACACCUCUGCUGCAGUGGUUUGAGUGUUGAGCGUUACAAUUGGUCCGGGCUCAUGGCUGCGCUGUUGACGAAUGCUCCCUUUUCUUUCCCUCUGAAUGAAUCCGACCUGGGUCAAAGCACCAUUCAGAGUACUUUGCUGCGGUGGGUUCAACAUGUCUGACACAACGAAACUUAAUGAAGUGUCAAUAAGUGCAACCCCGCCACGCUUUAAGUCAUUGAUUGGAUUACAAAUGGUCUUGUCUGGAACAAGUGGAGCUGCUUCAACCAACAAUCCCCCCGGCCUCCUUUUCAAUGUAGAUAAGGUCACGUCUAUUUGCUGGAAUAGAAUUGGACUUUAAUUGCUACAUGCUGUAGUCGUACAACUAAUAUUCCUCUGCACUAGUGUUGUCUGCGUGUGAUGGCUGCUCCUCAGAGAAGGAUACUCGGGCUGCAUGUCCAGGCUUUAGGUUUUGUCUGCAGUGUUUGCUUGGAAGAAGAGAAAAGAUGUUGCUAGAGCUGUUUGCACUUUCAUCUGACACCUUCAUCCCAACUUUAAGGCUUAUUUAUGAGUAUUAAUCCAUUGUGAUCAGCUCUUCUCAACCAUCUCAUGCGUGGCAUUCAGAAAAUGUGAAACUAGAAAAAGAUCUGCUCCACUGUGAGACACAUGGCGGGAGUAGUAGUGACUCAGAUGCUUUGUAUGUUUCCCUCUCUCAUCAUGUUUUUUUGUUACAUUUUGAUCAGCACAGAACCUGGUUUUCUUUUUGCCUUGCUCAUAAGCACAGAGGAAUGACAUUUACACAUCGAUCCGGGGCCUCACUGCUGCAAGUGCAUCCUCCGAUAAGGUUGAUGAUUGGAAAAGUAGGUCGAGUUAAAUCUGGUCUUCCAUUUUUCUCCUUCUUUUGACACUUUGAUAUGGUUUACAGGAUCAAUAUACUGUUGAAAAAUGUUGGAUAUUCCACACAAAAUUGAUUGAUGGCACUUUGCCUGAAAUACAUCAUAGUCUGUCCCUGAAAAGGAUAUUCUACAGAAGGCGCUUUAAAGCGAAAAAUAAUGUAAAGAAGAACUCUAAUACCUUUCUUUAACUAGGCAAUUUGUAUUUGUAAGUAACUGCUAUACAUAUAAAAAAUGACUUUGUUCAUUUGUUGAUAGGUAUAGAAGGUCAUAAUUUGAACGGAUCUUUUCUUUGCCUUAUGGUUAAAGACGAGAGGUGGUUGCUUCUGUUGAUCUGAGCCAGAUACGGUUGUUUGGGAGCCGGAGAGAGCUGAGGGUCUGGUCUUUUUGUAGUGGCAUCUCUUCUUCUUAUAAUAAUGCAUAAGGUAGCAUGGGCAGAGGCUUACAAUCCAUGAUGUAAAUGUUUUUGUUUGUUGUGUUUUUUUUAUAUGUUCAUAUUAAAAGACAAUAAAAUUUAAAUAAUAUUUUAUUAAGCCUUGAAUCGCCUCCAGUUGUUCCUAUAGGCAAACAGACAAUAAGAAGCUGUUGAGGGGCAGCAGCAGCUGAAGCUGAUGCCACAGAGGACUGGGAGGACUGGUUAUGAGGUGGAGAUUGUUAUGUCCUGUACCAAAAUGCUCAGAUCUGGGGACACAUUUGAUGCCUGUUGAGGAUAAAACUGUAAAAUUUCAAAUGAUCGUAUUCUAACAGCUGUUAUUGACGUGUGGAAUUAAUUAAAAUCAGUUCUUAAAAAAAA
Molecule: messenger RNA, 4751 nt
Organism: Sebastes umbrosus (honeycomb rockfish)
Lineage: Eukaryota; Metazoa; Chordata; Actinopteri; Perciformes; Sebastidae
Gene: pias4a
Product: protein inhibitor of activated STAT, 4a
Exons: 11
Coding region: 110-1624 (504 amino acids)
Biological process (GO): protein sumoylation; regulation of transcription by RNA polymerase II
Molecular function (GO): transcription coregulator activity; zinc ion binding; SUMO ligase activity
Source: RefSeq, a predicted model, not a curated record